Paramecium octaurelia is the source of this 764-nucleotide messenger RNA. Lineage: Eukaryota; Ciliophora; Oligohymenophorea; Peniculida; Parameciidae. The record is from the annotation of a GenBank genome assembly.
AUGCAGGCAUCAUGUUAAAUGAGUCCGAAAUCGACCCCCAAUAAUAAAUAACAAUUCUAAACCUGUUUUGAAUAAUAUGACUCAGUGUUUUUAAGUCCUCAGACACAAACUAUCCAAUUACCCAAAUAUAAAGUUAGAACCCUUAAACCUAAAACAUUUCUUGAGGGAGAUCUUGCUAAGGUCAGUAAAUCAAGAAAUGUGCUCUCGAUGAACACCUAAGAAUGUAUCAAAUGCAAAAACGAGAAAGCAAGUAUAGCCCUAAAGUUGUGCCAAUGUCUAGAUAUUUAUUAUCAUAUCGUUUGUAUCUCAGAAUAUGCUAAUCUUCAUCCUAAGUUGGGACUUAAUUUGUUUCGAUGCUAAUUUUGUAAUGAUUACUUCCCUAUAUAAAUCAAUGAAAAGUAUAAUAUUUAUAAACUAUCAGACUGAGCAUGUAGAAUUUAAGCAAAAAAUAAAUGUUCGUGUUCUUAAUGAGCCUGUCUAUGGUGUUCUCAUUGGUUACGCUAGAAAUUGUGGCUCUCGCUCUGCUAGAACUAGAUCAGAUAUAUCUAAUUUUAUUAAUAAUACUAAUAGUUAUUGAAUUAUUAGUAUUAUUAAUAAUUUUCAGUAAAUUUUAUCAUUUAUGUUACUUAAUCGAAUAUGAUAUCAAAGAAUAUAAGCUGGGACAAGAAUAUAAUUAAACCUUAUUGGAAUCCUCCAUUCUCAAAGUAGUCAAACAACUCCAGUAUAAAAGAGCCAAGAGAGUAAUAUUUGAUUAAUUGAAUUGA